Messenger RNA from Paramacrobiotus metropolitanus, 1372 nucleotides. RefSeq lists its product as uncharacterized. The coding region runs from base 259 to 1080 and encodes 273 amino acids. Lineage: Eukaryota; Metazoa; Tardigrada; Eutardigrada; Parachela; Macrobiotidae. The transcript is spliced from 3 exons. The record is from RefSeq and is a predicted model, not a curated record.
CCGGCAAAGCGAGAAUGUAUUCGAGCGGAUAUCGCUCUAUAGUGAAAAACGGGUUCGGCAUCGAUUCAUCGUGAGCAUGACGCAGCCGAAUACGAACACCGAUCGAGCGUUAAACCACGCUGUAAAUAAUCAGUUAGCGUUUUCCCGAUAAACAGCCCAAAAAGAAUUUUCGAAGAACGUGGAAUUCCCACUGGAAAAACUGUUUUGUAUUAUUAAUUUUGUAUAGUUGACCUUUUCGUAUCAACGGUUGGGUUAAUUAUGGCUCAAGACCGACGCGAUCUGGCUGAUUUCUCGGCCGUGCAGUGCAGCGCCCCCUUCCCGGUGACGCUGCGCAUCGCGCCCGGGACCUCCAGCGUCCUCCUCACUGCGUCGCAGGAUUUCGCGGCAGAGCUGGCCCGCGUCCAGACCGACGUCAGCAACGGCACCCUGACCAUCUCUUACACCGGCCAAUUCAGUUCCGCCGGUGCCUCCGCUUUCGGGGGCAGUUUCGCAGGAGGCGCGGUGUUCGCGUCGGGAGGCUCGUCGUUCUCCAGCAGCACCAGCAGUUCGGGCGGGGAGAGCGUCAGCAUCAUCAACGGGGUCGUGUACCGCAAUGGGCAGCGGGUCGAUGGCGGUGACGAGGGCGGAGCUGGGGGCGCCAUGCCGGACAUCCGCAUCACCGUAACCGCCGCCCGCUUCGCCGCCCUGACCCUCGCCGGCGUCGGGAGCAUCGGCAACGAGUCCGUCUCGGCGCUGACCGAGCCGGAACUGGAAGUGCAGUUAACCGGCACCGGCCAGCUGCGUCUGUCCAACAUCCAGGCCGACACCGUCCGCGCCAGUUUGAACGGCACCGGCCAGAUGUCCCUGUCCGGCGGGGCCACCACCCUAUCGGCGAAUUUACAGGGAACCGGACAGUUGGAAGCCCUGGAGCUGCCGGUGCAGGACGCCGAAGUGUGGGUGGCCGGCACGGGUCAAGCAAAGGUCACCGUCGCCCAACGCCUGUCCGGCGGAAUCCAGGGCGUGGGGGCCAUCGGCUACCGCGGGGAUCCGCAGUUGGACGUGCAGAAAUCCUUCACCGGCCGCUUAUACAAAAUUCCCUGAAUUUUUCCACGAUUUCUCGCCGUUUUUGGGAUUUUAAUAAUUUUCUCGAAGAUUUUUAUUGCCAUUUUACGGGAUUAGCUUUUCUGUUGUUCUUGUAUUUUAUAUUCAAUUUUUGCUGACCAGAGCCAGUUACGCAAAACACUAAAAAUGAUGUUUAAUGAUGAUGUCGUGUAUUUUUUUAAAGUUUAAAAUUUGACUAUUAAGUGGUGUACCGGCGCCUGCAGUCAUUGUUAUACUGGCGGCUAUGGCCCAUUAAAGUUUAUUUAAACAUUAAAAAAAUGAUUUUUUUUAA